CCAAUCUCCCUUUAACCAUCGAUACCUUUCGAUCAGUCUCCAAAAACCAAAGCAAGCAAGCAAGCAACCUUAUGGUGAUGGAAGUUGAAAUACCACAAAUGACAAGAUGGGAAGGCUAUGUUGAUUGGAGGAACAAGCCUGCUCUUAGAGAUCGCCAUGGAGGCAUGCUUGCAGCAUCUUUUGUUCUUGUUGUGGAGAUAUUGGAGAAUCUAGCUUAUUUGGCUAAUGCAAGCAAUUUGGUUUUAUAUCUCAAAGAAUAUAUGCAUAUGUCUCCUUCUAAAUCAGCUAACAAUGUCACAAAUUUUAUGGGAACAUCAUUUCUUCUUGCUCUACUUGGUGGUUUCUUGUCGGAUGCAUUUUUCACCACUUAUCAUGUUUACUUGAUAAGUGCUGUUAUUGAGCUCAUAGGUCUAAUUGUACUCACAAUACAAGCUCAUUUACCAUCACUAAAACCAACAAAAUGUAAUGGAUCAACACCAUGUGAUGAAGUUAAUGGUGGAAAAAAAGCAAUGUUAUUUGCUGGUCUCUAUCUUGUAGCUCUUGGAGUUGGAGGAAUAAAAGGAUCGCUUCCGGUUCACGGCGGUGAGCAAUUCGACGAAUCAACACCAAAUGGAAGGAAACAAAGAUCAACAUUCUUCAACUACUUUGUGUUCUGUUUGUCUUGUGGUGCUCUUAUUGCAGUUACUUUUGUUGUUUGGGUUGAAGAUAAUAAAGGUUGGGAAUGGGGUUUUGCAAUAUCUACUAUUAGUAUCUUUUUGUCUAUUCCUGUUUUCUUGGCUGGUUCAACUACUUACAGGAAUAAGGUACCUUCUGGAAGUCCUCUUACAACCAUUUUAAAGGUACUUGUUGCUGCAUCACUAAGCACUUGCACAAACAAAAACUCAAGCAAUGCAGUUGUAAACAUGUCAUCAAGCCCUUCAAAUCCAAACACACAAACAAAACAAUCAGAACAAGAACAAACCACAAAACCAACCACAUCAUCUCAAACACCAACAGAAUCCUUAAAAUUCCUCAACAAAGCACUCACAAACAAACCAAUCCAUUCAUCACUACAAUGCACAAUCCAACAACUAGAAGAUGUCAAAAUAAUCCUCAAAAUUCUCCCGAUUUUCGCCUGCACAAUAAUGCUCAACGCUUGCUUAGCUCAACUCUCAACAUUCUCGGUCGAACAAGCUGCAACAAUGAACACAACCCUUUUCUCCAAAUUCAAAGUUCCUCCGGCUUCAUUACCGGUUUUCCCGGUACUCUUUCUAAUAAUCCUAGCACCAAUUUAUGAUCACAUUAUAAUCCCUUAUGCAAGAAAAGUUACAAAAUCAGAAACAGGAAUAACUCAUCUCCAAAGAAUCGGAAUCGGAUUAAUACUCUCAAUAGUCGCAAUGGCAGUGGCCGCAAUCGUCGAAAUCAAAAGACGAAAAAUAGCUUCACACUCAACUGCAACAAAAAAUCCAUUACCUAUUUCAUUUCUUUGGAUAGCAUUUCAAUAUUUGUUUCUUGGUUCAGCUGAUCUUUUCACUUUAGCUGGAUUAUUGGAGUUUUUCUUCUCAGAAGCACCUUCAAGUAUGAGAUCAUUAGCAACAUCACUUUCUUGGGCUUCUUUGGCAAUGGGAUAUUAUCUUAGUUCAGUGAUUGUUUCUAUAGUGAAUAGUGUUACUGGUAAUGGUAGUCAUAAAUCAUGGUUAAGUGGGUCUAACCUUGAUAAUUAUCAUUUGGAGAGAUUCUAUUGGUUAAUGUGUGUGCUUAGUGGGUUGAAUUUUCUUCAUUAUAUGUAUUGGGCUGCUAAGUACAAAUAUAGAGGGAGAGGGAGUGCUAAUGAAUGAAGAAAAUGAAGAAAAAUUGAGCAUGUACUUAAUUGGAUAAAGUGUUUAUUCGAUUGCAGGUCUGAGCCGGUUUUUAAAAAACUGAUUGGUUGAUCGAAUUUUUUAUUUGUCAAUCUUAGGAAGCAAUUGUGUAUGCGACCGCAAUAUCAACAUUGACUCCAAUAGAAUUUAAUUGGUGUACACUGUUGAUAUAAAAUAUUAUGUAAAUGCAUCUGAUAACAUCUUGUUAUUAUGUUACUAUAUAUUUUAAUUUAAAAUAUCUUUUGAGUUAUUGGUGUGAUGAGAUGUGAUUGGAUGCCAGUGUAAAUGUAUUUUACACUGAGAGAGAAUAUCGAUUAAAAUGGUACAUGUAUUAAAUCCUACUACAAUAUGUAGAAUAACAAAAAAAGGAAAGAAAAAAAGAAAAAAACUACAUUACUUAUAAUCAUUGUAGAUCUUUUGUAUAGUGAGAGCUGAUGGUUUGUUUUGAA
Trifolium pratense (red clover) is the source of this 2287-nucleotide messenger RNA. RefSeq names its product protein NRT1/ PTR FAMILY 4.6-like. The coding region runs from base 72 to 1817 and encodes 581 amino acids. Lineage: Eukaryota; Viridiplantae; Streptophyta; Magnoliopsida; Fabales; Fabaceae. Gene Ontology annotation, cellular component: membrane. Gene Ontology annotation, molecular function: transmembrane transporter activity. Gene Ontology annotation, biological process: transmembrane transport. The record is from RefSeq and is a predicted model, not a curated record. The transcript has 5 exons.